AUGAAUGAUAGAACGAAUGAGAGUGUGCUGCUUGUGAAACUUAAUAGUUUGGAUGAUAAAAAGGAGAUCAUGAUGAAGAAAAAUAAAUUGACAGGUACGAAAAUAUAUGUAGACGAUGAUCUAACGAAGGAUGAAAGAGAAAGACAGAAGGAGAUUAGACUUUGGGCGAAGAGAGAGAAAGAGAGAGGUAGGCGAGUAAAAGUGGGCUUUGGGAAAGCAUGGAUGAAUGGAUUAAAGAGAAAAGACGAAGAUUUUUGGGAUUUUCUGAAAGAUUUCGAUGUGAUUGGUUUGAGUGAGACAUGGGUGGAAGAAGCUGGGUGGGGGAAGAUAAAAGAAAAAAUGCCAGAUGGGUGGAGAUGGAAAUGUCAGCCAGCGAGGAGGGAAAAGAAAAGAGGGAGAGCGAUGGGAGGGAUAAUAACGGGGAUAAGGAAGGAAAUAGAGGAAAGAAGUAGAAGUGAAGAGGAAGUAGAGGGGAUACAGCAGAGAGAGGUUGUUGUAGAUGAGGAGAGGUGGAGAAUUGUUACAGUAUAUAACAAAGAGGGAAGUAAGGAAGAAUUAGAUAGAUUAAAAGAGAUGAUAGGAGAGAGGGAAGAAGAAAAUAUGAUAAUAGUAGGAGACUUUAACGCAAGAAUUGGUAAGGAAGGGGGUUUUUGUGACCAAAAUGGCGAAGAAAAAGGAGAAAAUGGCAAAGAACGGAGAUCGAAAGAUGGAGUGGUAAACAAACAAGGGUGUGAGCUGGUGAAGGUAGUGGGAGAAAGAGGGUGGUUGAUACUGAAUGGGUGGAAAAAAGGGGAUGAAGAAGGAGAGUGGACGUAUGAAAAAGCGGGAGGGAAAUCAGUGAUAGAUUAUGGAAUUGUAAAUCUGGAGGCAGAAGAGAAAAUUAGAUGUUUUGAAAUAGGAUGCAGGGCAGAAUCAGAUCACCAGCCAAUAUUGAUAGAGUUAGGAAAGGAAUAUACAAGGCAGGAGAAGGAAAAAGAGAGCGAGGCAGAGAUGAUACAGGAUUGGUCAGAGGAGGGCAUAGAAAUAUUUAGGAAAAAUAUAGAGGAAGUAGAGUGGGAAAAAGGAGAGGGGGGAGGACGAUGGGAAGAAAUGGAAGAAGUAAUGAAAAGAGCACCUAAAAUGAAGAGGAAGGGUGGAAGGAAAGAGGUAGGAUGGGUACCAUGGUGGGAUAGAGAGUGUAGGGAGAAAAAGAGAGAGGUUAAUAGGGCGGGGAGAAGAUAUAGGAGAAGGAAGUCGGGAUAUGAGGAAUUUGUGAAAAAAAGAAGGGAAUAUAGGGAUACAUGUGAAAAGAAAGAAGUAGAGCAUAAGAAGCUUGAGGAGAGAGAGAUAGAAAAGAUUAUAACAGAAGCACAGGCAUGGGAAUUUAUAAAUAGGAGAAGGAAGAAAAAGGAGGGAAUAAGUAAGGAAAUUAAAAGAACGGAGUGGGUAGAGUAUUUUAAGACGGCAUUAGAGGGAGUUGACGAGAGAACGGCAGAAAUAGGAGAAAGACGGAAUGAAUUUAGAAAAGACGAAGGGAUAAGUCGGGAGGAAAUAAGAUUAGAAAUAAAAAGAUUAAAGAAGGGUAAGGCGGCAGGGAUAGAUGGGAUAAGAAAUGAAGCAUGGAUGAUGGGGGGAGAUAAAGUAAGUGUAAAGUUAGAGGAAAUUUAUAGAAAGAUUUGGGAAGGAGAGGGAUUCCCAGAAAAAUGGAGAAUAGGAGUGAUAGUUCCGAUAUGGAAAAAAGGGGAUAAAAAUGUGGUAGGGAAUUACAGGGGUGUCACGCUUACAAGCACUGCGUAUAAGAUAUAUGCGAACAUUCUAAAUAAAAAGUUGGUGAAAGAGCUAGACGAGAAAGGAGGAUGGGGCAGAACGCAGGCAGGAUUUAGAAAAGGAAGAGGAACAAUAGAAAACAUAAAGAUCUUAAAACACCUAGUAGGAAGAAGACUAAAGGAGAAGAAGAAGGUGUGGGCAUUUUUUAUGGACCUAAAAGGAGCGUUUGAUAAAAUAGAUAGGAAGGUAUUAUGGGAAAUGAUGAGGAGAAGGGGUAUCAGUGAUGUACUGAUAGAAAGAGUAAAAGAAAUAUAUGAGGAGACAAGAUGCGUGGUAAGGAUAGGGGGGGAAGUCUCAAAGGAAUUUUGGGUAAAAAAAGGGAGUGUUGAGCGUAGCACACAAAGAAUGCCCAUCGAUAAGAGAAUUGAAGUUACGAACCAUUCUAUUCCAAUCUUGAAUAUCAUCUCUUCUCCUAUUUUUACAUCUCCUAUUGAUAAACAACUAUUAAAAUUGGAAUCUGACACAUGUAAAUUUAUAUUGGCGCAUCCUAAUAUUAUUUUCACGCAUGCUGACAAAGGUAACGUCACGGCAGUAAUGAGAGGUGACAAGAAUUCAUCUGCUCUAGUAAACUUUAUGCGCAUGCAGAAAAUGACGUGGCAACUCGAUCCAAUGAUGGAACAUACGGAGCAAUAUGGAAUACGAGUGCUUUUGCUGUACAUCUAA
Messenger RNA from Trachymyrmex septentrionalis, 2469 nucleotides. RefSeq lists its product as uncharacterized. Gene Ontology annotation, molecular function: catalytic activity. Lineage: Eukaryota; Metazoa; Arthropoda; Insecta; Hymenoptera; Formicidae. The record is from RefSeq and is a predicted model, not a curated record. The coding region runs from base 1 to 2469 and encodes 822 amino acids. The transcript has 3 exons.